AUGUCGGCGUUGUCCCUGGGCGGCCCGAGCCACCACUACCCCUCCGCUGCUACGAGCUCGUGGCGAUCGGCCCCGAGAGAGCCCGAGGUCAUCACGGGUCCCAACAUCGUCAACACGCUGCCCGACAAGGUGCUCGCACUGAUCUUCGAGCAGCUGGGCGACAAUUACAUCCAAUUGGCGCGGCUCGCGCUCGUGUGUCGGAAAUGGCGAAGCAUCAGUGAAGAUGACGAGCAAUGCGAGGCGUGGAAGCACGCGGCGCAGAACUACUACCUGUGUCAGAACGGAUCGAUGCGCAAGGCCCUCGGGACGUGGAAGGCCUUCUUCGGCCUCAUGGUCAACUUCGAGGACAACAUGAUGGGCGACGCCUUCGACAACUACCAGAACGACCAGGACUGGGGCGAGCUGCUCGACGAUUACGAGAGCGAGGCGGGCUGGUACGGCGAAGGCGCCUCCAGCGGUCACUACCAGCCCGACAUGGGCAGCAGCGGCGAGUACUACUACGGUCCCCCGCAUUGA
Molecule: messenger RNA, 516 nt
Organism: Acanthamoeba castellanii str. Neff
Lineage: Eukaryota; Discosea; Longamoebia; Acanthamoebidae
Product: Fbox domain containing protein
Exons: 1
Coding region: 1-516 (171 amino acids)
Molecular function (GO): protein binding
Source: RefSeq, a predicted model, not a curated record